This is a messenger RNA of Linum tenue, 1469 nucleotides long. The record is from the annotation of a GenBank genome assembly. Lineage: Eukaryota; Viridiplantae; Streptophyta; Magnoliopsida; Malpighiales; Linaceae.
GAAACAACUUCAAACGGCUUGUGGUGGAAUCGGGGCAGGAAACGAAAAGCAGCUUCCUUCUCAUUUCUUUCUGCGGUCCAUCCCCAACAGGGACGCGCUUAAGCAAUCCAUCCCUUCCCGGCUUCUCUAAAAUCAAUAUCUGCUCAAUCGAAAACCCUAAUUUCCCCCAUCCCUCAACCCUGCCCGAUCCAUCAAUUUUGUGCCUCUUACACUACGAUUUUGCAGAUCAGGGCAGGAGGGAUUUACUUCGAUAUAGUUGAAAAAUGUUUACCAGGAUAUUUGGCAAGCCUAAGCAGGAAGGCAAUGCCCUGGCCACCUUGGAUAAACUGAAUGAGACACUUGAAAUGCUCGAGAAAAAGGAGAAAGUGCUUCUCAAAAAAGCUUCUCAAGAAGUUGAAAAGGCCAGAGAAUUUGCACGAGGAGGAAACAAAAGGGCUGCCCUCCAGUGCUUGAAAAGGAAGAAGUUGUAUGAACAGCAAGUAGAACAGCUGGGGAAUUUCCAAUUGAGGAUUCAUGAUCAGAUGAUAAUGUUAGAGGGUGCAAAAGCCACUACUGAAACUGUAGAUGCAUUGAGAACUGGAGCAGCUGCAAUGAAGGCGAUGCAAAAAGCAACAAAUAUUGAUGACGUGGACAAGACCAUGGAUGAAAUCAAUGAACAAACCGAGAAUAUGAAGCAGAUCCAAGAAGCAUUGUCAACUCCAAUUGGUUCUGCAGCUGAUUUCGAUGAAGAUGAAUUGGAGGCAGAACUUGAAGAGUUGGAAGGUGCUGAGUUGGAAGAACAACUUCUACAACCUGCAACCACAGCUCCUGCAGCUCCAGUCCACGUGCCUGCAGGAAAACAACCUGCUCGUCCUCUUCCUCAAAGGAAGAACACCAAGGAGGAAGACGAACUUGCUGCCUUACAGGAAGAAAUGGCGCUCUAAAGCAGGGAGCUAGCUGCCUGUGGAACACGGUAGAGAACUCUUUUGAAGAUGGGUCAUUUCUGUAUCAUGGAUUUCUCCUUCAAACUCUCCAUUUCAUGCAUCUUGUGUGUGGCAUUGAACGGUGGACCCUUGUAUAUAAGGAUCUUGGAAACUUGACAACAAAGUUCUUGAUAAAUUCGCAAUGCUCUCUCUUUAUCUCUUUGUGAGCUUUUGAUCAUGCUUCCCCAUAUUUUCUUCACUUCUCGGUUUAUGUUCCGUCUCAGACUCAGUCCUCCUGUGCUGUGAUCAUCGGAUGUGUAUCAUUGAUAACAUUAAUACCAACUGGGUAGCCUUGCAUUAUCAUUUAGGUCAAUACUUGAAGUGAAUGAUGAAUAUAUAGCAAUUUCUGCUUUAUGGCUUUAUUUGUAGUCUUGGGUGUAUCUACCUGAGGUUUAGCAUGGAAAGAUGGUCGAUAUCAGUUCAAUAAAGCCCAAAAAAAAAAAAACCCCCUGCAUCAGAAGCAAGGUAGCACUGCAAGCCUGACCAACUGGCUUCAAAUUCCACCGA